This is a messenger RNA of Malania oleifera, 1223 nucleotides long. Its product is annotated as peptide methionine sulfoxide reductase A5. The record is from RefSeq and is a predicted model, not a curated record. Gene Ontology annotation, molecular function: peptide-methionine (S)-S-oxide reductase activity. Gene Ontology annotation, biological process: cellular response to oxidative stress. Gene Ontology annotation, cellular component: cytoplasm. The transcript has 5 exons. The coding region runs from base 96 to 857 and encodes 253 amino acids. NCBI's taxonomy places the organism in Eukaryota, Viridiplantae, Streptophyta, Magnoliopsida, Santalales, Ximeniaceae.
CUUGAUUCAAUUAGGCUCGUUUGCGGCCUUAUCCUACAUGGCCAAGACUAGCGUCUGCCUCGGACUGAAAAAGGCAAAAUGAAAAAGGAAAGUGCAUGCUUGUCUUAUUUUUUCAGAUAAGACCAAUGAAGAUACCGGUCGUUCUAAGUUACAUUCUUCUAAUUAUGACAAUGGCGGACAGAGCUCUGUGCAUUCGAUUAGUGAAUCGGGCGUCGGAGAUCGCGGUGGAUCAACCCAACUGUCCUUUGAAAACAGCAGUGUUCGCUCUUGGCAGCUUCUGGAGAUCCGAAGCCGCCUUCGGAUGCAUGGAGGGAGUCGUACGGACCACCGCCGGUUAUGCCGGAGGAUCCAAGAACAAUCCUGAGUACAGAAGCUUAGGAGAUCAUGCCGAGUCCGUUCAGAUUGAAUAUGAUCCUAAUAGGAUUAGCUUCAGGCAGCUUUUAGAGGUCUUCUGGUCAAGUCAUGACCCUACACAAGUAUUUGGACAAGGCCCAGAUGUGGGUAACCAAUACAGGUCUAUUUUAUUUACCAAUGGAACUGAAGAAUCCAGAUUAGCUGCUGUCAGUAAAGAAAGGGAACAAACUAGGUCAAAAAGAAGCAUUGUAACUACCCAAAUUCAACCACUUGGAACAUUUUAUCCUGCAGAACCUGAACACCAGAAAUUUGAGCUCAAAAGAAAUCCAUUUCUUCUUCAGCUGAUUGGAAACUUGCCACAAGAGGAAUUGGAGAAGUCAACUUUGGCUGCAAGACUAAAUGGAUAUGCAGCGGAGCUUUGUACACCAAAGAUCCAAAGGCAGAUUGAUGCAAAGAUCAAUGACAUUGUUGGAAAAGGUUGGCCCAUUUUGAGGGAAGUGUAGUUUGACAUUGAAGCAUAUUUUGCAUCAAUCUGCUUCACUUCUCAGGCACCUACAUUACGUAUCCAUGACUUUUUGAUUGUUUACUAUGAGUUGCUGAGCAGAACUAGCAGUGGAAGAGAUGUUGUUUAAGGUCUAUUCAUUAGAGCAGAGCCAUUGCUGUAUCAGUUUCUCUACAUUUUUGGGAAAAGAGGUGUGGGGGAGGGCGAGGGUUGGGUUUGCAGGUUCAACACUUUCAAAUUACCUUCAGUUUGUGCUUGUUAAUUUUUUUGUUCAUGCGUUAUGUAAGUUAAAUUUCUUGUGAAAUAUAUCUGCUUAUUGUUUGUCAUUCUAUGUUUGAAGUUGAAGGCUAGUGCUUAUUGGCAGUCA